GGUCAUCAGCCUCUCUUCCUCUUUCUCCUUCUUCCCACCCACCCAUGCAAUAACACACUACACCACAACUACUCUCUCUCUCUCUCUCUCUUUCUCUCUUUCUCUAUACAUAUAUACAUAUAUAUAUAGCCUAGCUACAACAUUCUUGAUCUUAUCUCCACAGAGACAUAUAUUCCCAUUUCAUACAUUCUCAAUAACUGCAGGGCAACAAUAUGAAUUGUCUGAGAAGAGAUUUGAUCCUUUGUUUCUUGCUCAUCAUGUUUCUUCUGGCUGUCCAUAACCAUGCAACAAUUGUAGAAUCCCCAACUCCUCAGCCACAACCAUCAGGCGGUUUUCCCAUGUAUGGUGCAACUCCAGGCAGCCUUCAACCUCAGGAGUGUGGGAGGAGAUGCACGACGAGAUGCUCGAAAACGGCGUUCAAGAAGCCAUGCAUGUUCUUCUGUCAGAAAUGCUGCGCCAAAUGCCUGUGCGUGCCUCCGGGCACUUACGGCAACAAGCAGUUCUGCCCUUGCUACAAUAACUGGAAGACCAAGAGAGGAGGACCAAAGUGCCCUUAGAUCAUAUACUUUUACAACUAUUUUCUCAUUACAUCCUCUUUAUAUAUCUCUUAAUCUGUGAUGUGUGUACUUAUUUCAUGACACUAUCAAUGUGUUUGUCUUAAAUUUUUGAUGGCUUGUUCACUUGUACAAUCACUGAGUUCUUCAUUAUGAUGUUAGAGUCGAAGUCAAGCAGGUGUUGGUGGGCUCGAA
This is a messenger RNA of Sesamum indicum (sesame), 749 nucleotides long. Its product is annotated as gibberellin-regulated protein 5. NCBI's taxonomy places the organism in Eukaryota, Viridiplantae, Streptophyta, Magnoliopsida, Lamiales, Pedaliaceae. The record is from RefSeq and is a predicted model, not a curated record.